CCGAAGGCCGAUGCGUGCCUCUCUUUGCCCAUAUGCGAACCCCGGACGUUCGCCACUCGGCCCUUAGGUUGCGUCUUCUCCACCCGCGGCACAAAAUUAGAACCUGGCUCAGACGGACGCAUGAUGUUCUCUGCCGAGGCCGGCAUGGCGCUGAUUACCCCUCGGCCGAAUGGGCGCCCAUUUGGAUACACACGCAAGGACAGGUGGGUGGGCCGACCCGUAAUCUCUGUUAGGCAAGAGGGUAUAACUAUCGACAAUGCACACAAGUACUGUCGAUGAGGCUUCCGCCGUGAUUCCGACUAACCCACGUCACGUUACGUCAUUCCUCCCUCAUCUUUCAUCCCAGCUUGAAGGAGAGGAUCGGUCGGUGCUGGCCGCAUCGUAACUCCCCUCGCAUCACGUCCACGCUCGACAAAUCAUCAUGGACAGUCCUGUCAAUGAGAAACGACCACAGACAACGAGGAGCACUGUACUUCGCACGGUGAGCACGGCAGAGAAGAGCGACUUGGAGAGCGGGGACACACCUGAGCCUGAGCUGGAAAAGGUGCAGGUGGUGCCGCGUGCGGGGGGGAACAUAAGGGAAAAGGAUCUGGAGGAGUACAUCGAGACAACGAAGUGGAGGAGGAAAUGGUGGCAAGUAUGGAUGCCGAAGAACCCACCCCCACCCCCGCCUCCAUCCUUCCAAGACGCGACCAUCAUUCCCCUCGCUACUGCCAACUUCCUCAGCAUCCUCACAUACGCAUGGAUCUCCCCGCUCAUGACGCUCGGAUAUCAGCGGCCGCUGCAGGCGACCGACUUGUGGGCAAUGGACGACUCGCGCAAGAGCGAGCUGCUCUCCUCGAAGCUUACUGCUGCGUGGGAGCGCCGAGUUCGGGAUGCGGAGGAGUACAAUGCGCGUAUUGAUCGAGGGGAAAUACGUGUCACAUCAGCGAUGCGUCUCAAGAGCAAGCUUCUCAGUUGGCGAAGUGAGGACGCGACAGGGCGGAAGGUCGCUAGUCUCGCCUGGGCGCUGAACGACGUUUUCGGCAUCGGAUUUUGGGCCGGAGGGCUAUUCAAGGUCUUUGGAGAUACGGCACAGCUCAUGGCGCCCUUGUUGAGCAAAACGAUCGUGCGGAUGAUAGAGAGUCCUGAUCCGAGUAUCGGGCGCGGCGUGCCUAUGGCUAUCGGCCUCUUCCUCCUCACCGUCACCGCCUCCCUUUUCCAGCACCAGUUCUUCUUCCGCUCCAUGCAUACAGGCGUCAUGGCCCGCGCCGCGCUCACUACAGCGUUAUAUAAGCGCUCGCUCCAACUCUCCCCAGCAAGUCGGACCACCUACCCGAACGGCAAGCUCGUCAACUUCCUCAGCACCGACAUCUCCCGCAUCGACUACUGCGCACAAUGGUUCCACGCAGGUUGGACCGCCCCGAUCCAAGUCUCUAUCUGCCUUAUCAUCCUCUGCGUGCAGCUUGGCCCGAGCGCACUAGCAGGCUUCUGCAUCUUCCUCAUCCUCAUGCCUAUUCAGGAGCGGGCCAUGUCCUACCAACUCGGCGUGCGGAGGAAGAGCAUGGUCUGGGUCGACCGGCGUGCCAAGCUGCUCCAAGAGCUCUUGGGUGGGAUGCGGGUGAUCAAAGUCUUCUGCUAUGAGAUCCCCUUCCUGGAACGCGUCACGUCGAUAAGACAUGAAGAGUUGAAAGGGGUAUGGAAGAUCAGCAUCAUACGCGCCGCUAACCAAGCACUGGCAUUCUCCGUCCCUGUGCUUGCCGCUGUGCUCGCGUUCGUCACAUACUCCUUAACGGGACACGACCUAGACCCGGCAAUCAUCUUCGCCUGCAUGAGCCUGUUCCAGCUCCUCCGCCAACCGCUCAUGUUCCUCCCUCGUGCGCUGAGCGCUAUCACGGACGCGAGCAACGCCCUUGAACGGUUGAGAGGCGUCUUCAUGGCCGAAACGAUGGAUGGGGCAUUGACGAUCGACCCGGAUCUGAAGUGGGCCGUGAGGGUGGAACAUGCAGAGUUUAGGUGGGAGACGGUGUUCACUGGCGAGCAACAGGAGGACAAGGAAGGAUCUAAGAAGGGGAAGAAGAACAAGGCUGACCGGGAGCUGAAGGAGAAGGAGAAAGAGGUUGCUAAGGAUGGAGACAAGGAGCGACCACCUGAUGAGCCAUUCGCGUUACGCGAUGUGAACCUCUCUAUCCCCCGCGGACAGCUCGUUGCUAUCGUCGGCCCUGUCGGGGCAGGAAAGUCCUCCCUUCUCCAGGGCUUGCUGGGCGAGAUGCGCCGCACGAAGGGGACCGUCACCUUCGGCGGAGCGGUGGGUUACUGUGCCCAAACCGCUUGGAUCCAGAACGCCACGUUGAGGGAGAACGUACUCUUCGGUCAGAGCUGGGAUGAGGACCGGUACUGGAAGGCGAUCCACGAUGCGAGCCUUUUGGCGGACUUGGAGCAGCUCCCAGAUGGUGACCUUACCGAGAUUGGCGAGAAGGGAAUCAACCUCUCCGGAGGGCAGAAACAGCGCGUCAAUAUCGCCCGUGCGCUGUACUACGACGCGGACAUUGUUGCUCUCGACGACCCCCUCUCGGCCGUGGAUGCGCACGUCGGUCGGGCGCUCUUCGCCAAUGCUAUCCUCGGCGCCCUUAAGGCGCGCGGGAAGACGAUCAUACUCGUCACUCAUGCACUCCAUUUCCUUCCCCAGGUCGACUAUAUCUACACGUUCCAGGACGGUGUCAUCGCCGAACAGGGCACAUACGACCAGCUCGUCGCGUCCAAAGGCACCUUCUCCCGUCUUGCCAAGCAAUUUGCUGGUGAAGCGGAAGAGCAGCGCCGACGUGAAGAACUGGAGGAGGAGCGCGAGGCCGAAGAGGGAAAGCCGGCAGAGAAGAAGCCAGAGUUGACUACUGAGGCUGUCAGGCUGAAGAUGGAGAAGAUCGCUGUGGGCACAGCUGCCGGUACGGGAAAGCUCGAAGGUAGGCUCAUCCAAGCUGAGAAACGCAAAACGGGCUCUGUCGGUCGGCAAGUGUACGGCACGUACUUAUCCGCCGGAGGCGGGUGGACCAACUCGCUUAUGGUCCUCUUCCUGGGCUGCGCGAUGCAGGCCUGCUCUGUCAUGGCUACUUACUGGCUAGUCUGGUGGCAGGAGAACGAGUUCAACAAGGCGAACGGAUUCUAUAUGGGCUUGUAUGCCACACUCGGUGUCUCGCAGGCAUUCCUCACACUCGCUAUGGGGGCAGGCAUGACCUGGCUCUCGUACCUAGCCUCGGUGCGUCUGCACAAAGAAGCUGUUUUCAAAGUAUUCCACGCGCCUAUGGCGUUCUUCGAUACCACCCCGCUUGGUCGCAUCCUUGGCGUGUUGGGUAAGGACAUUGAUACCAUCGAUAACCUCCUCACUGAAUCCCUUCGUAUGUUUGCAAUGACCAUGUCCAACGUCCUGGGCACGAUCAUCAUUGUGACUGUUGUCACCCACUACUUCAUCGUAGCCGUUGCAGUUAUCCUUCUCGGCUACUUUUACUAUUUCUCUUACUAUACCACGUCGUCUCGUGAACUCAAACGACUCGACGCCAGCCUUCGUUCUCUCCUCUACGCACACUUUGCGGAAAGUUUGAGUGGCCUCGUUACGAUUCGCGCGUACCAAGAGACCCCCAAGUUCUUGAGUGACAACGAAUACUACACUGAUCUAGAGAAUCGUGCCCUCCUUCCGACCGUUGUGAAUCAGCGUUGGUUGGCUAUCCGCCUGGAUUUCCUCGGCGCACUCAUGAUUCUCGCUGUUGGUCUGAUGGCUGUCGUACAAGUAAACGGGAUCACACCUGCGCAGGCUGGUCUUGUCCUGUCUUAUAUGACUUCCCUUACUCAGGCAUUCAGUAUGAUGACUCGUCAGAGUGCUGAAGUCGAGAAUAACAUGAAUGCUGUGGAGCGUGUGGUCCACUACACAGCCGACGGAUACAUUGCACAGGAGGCAGCAUACCGCAUUCCGGACAGAGCACCUCUCGCAAACUGGCCGCAACAUGGUGCCGUGAAGAUGGAGACUGUCCGCCUACGGUAUCGCCCUGGUCUGGAUGAGGUUCUCAAGGGCGUUGAGUGGAACGUUCGUGCUGGGGAGAAAGUGGGUGUUGUGGGAAGAACCGGUGCUGGCAAAUCUUCCCUCCUCAUCGCACUCUUCCGGCUUGUUGAACUCUCCGGAGGGAAGAUUACCAUUGAUGGCUUGGACAUUGCCGAUAUGGGACUUCAAGAUCUCCGAGCGCGGCUGUCCAUUAUCCCGCAAGAUCCGCUGCUUUUCUCUGGAACAAUCCGGAGCAAUCUCGAUCCUUUUGGGCUUUACGAUGACGCGCGUCUGUGGGACGCUCUUCGUAGGUCGUACUUGGUAGAGAGCCCGGCUUUGCCAGUCUCAUCUGCAUCAUCCAUCACGGCAGCAUCGCUGCACGAGCCAACGCACGAGGACACUACGACACUGCUCGAAUCCAAGACGGACGACCCGCUCGAAUCGGCCGCGUCAGCGCGCUCACGUUUCCAUUUAGAGACGGUUGUUGACGCCGAGGGAUCUAAUCUUAGUGUCGGCGAGCGCAGCCUCGUCAGCCUUGCAAGAGCGCUCGUCCGUGAUGCCAAAAUCAUCGUCCUUGACGAGGCGACUGCAUCCGUAGACCUGGAAACAGACGAGAAGAUCCAGAAGGUGAUUCGGGAGGACUUCAAGGACCGGACACUUAUCACGAUUGCGCAUCGUUUGCGGACGAUUCUUUCAUAUGAUACCAUUCUCGUUAUGGACAAUGGCAUGGUCGCGGAACACGACACACCGCUGAACCUCUUCUUGCAGGAAGGUAGCAUUUUCAGAGGGAUGUGUGAGCGGAGCAAUAUCACGAGAGAGGAAAUUGAACGCGCAAAGGAUGCGUGA
Messenger RNA from Dacryopinax primogenitus, 4855 nucleotides. RefSeq names its product ABC protein. The record is from RefSeq and is a predicted model, not a curated record. Gene Ontology annotation, molecular function: ATP binding; ATP hydrolysis activity; ABC-type transporter activity. Bases 422 to 4855 code for a protein of 1477 amino acids. The transcript has 6 exons. NCBI's taxonomy places the organism in Eukaryota, Fungi, Basidiomycota, Dacrymycetes, Dacrymycetales, Dacrymycetaceae. Gene Ontology annotation, cellular component: membrane. Gene Ontology annotation, biological process: transmembrane transport.